Molecule: messenger RNA, 1316 nt
Organism: Aedes aegypti (yellow fever mosquito)
Lineage: Eukaryota; Metazoa; Arthropoda; Insecta; Diptera; Culicidae
Product: carnosine N-methyltransferase
Exons: 8
Coding region: 127-1251 (374 amino acids)
Molecular function (GO): S-adenosylmethionine-dependent methyltransferase activity
Source: RefSeq, a predicted model, not a curated record
CUCGAUAGGUAGACGGUUUGACAGUUCGAUAGGUACUUUCAGUAACAACAGUGUUGUUGUAACAGCCGUGUAAAUAAUCAUUAUUAUAACGAUCUGAAUUGUGAAAAUAUUUAGUGAAGCAGUGAAAUGGAUGGAGGAUUGAUUGACGCAAACAAUGGUGUGGCAUACAUGGACGCGGAAGAUGAAGAAAGGACAAAUUUUUACAACAUUAUAGCCGCCUUCAAAUGUUACAGAGCAAACUCGGUGUGUCAAAUAAAUCGUAGAGAAGCGUACCUGAAUUCCCUACCCAGCAAUCAUCAGGAAAUGCUAACCAUAUAUCGUGAGCAUCUACAGAAGCUACGUUAUUGCGUCGAUAUGAACUACAAAGUAAUAAAAAACAUUAUUCAGGAUGCCGAUUGCUUGUUUCACAACGAUACGGAUAAUGUUCGCCAGGCACAUCAAAUGAGCGUUCCGCCGAAAAUUCGCAGUCAAGACGUUCAUAAGGUACAAAUAACUUUGAAGCAGAUCUUUCGAGAUUGGAGUGCAGAAGGACAUGCGGAACGAGAACAGUGUUACAAGCCAAUAAUCGACGAAAUAACCGAUUUCUUUAAUCCCAUGAAAUGUAAUAUAGAGAACAUCAAAGUACUGAUACCUGGGGCUGGAUUAGGUAGGCUAAUAUAUGAAAUUGCCUUCAGAGGGUACUAUUGCGAGGGAAACGAAUUUUCACUAUUCAUGCUUAUAGCAUCCAACUUUGUGCUAAACAGAUGCGUAAUUGAGAAUCAGUGUACCUUUUAUCCGUGGGUUCAUCAGUACGUCAACAAUCUCUCUGGGAACAAUCAAAUUGAAGCUAUUACAUUCCCCGAUGUAAGUCCCACGAAGUUUCCACCGAAGGGAACAAUGAAUAUGGUAGCAGGCGAUUUCCUUCAGGUUUAUCGUGAUGCCAACUACUGGGACUGUGUGGCUACAAGCUUUUUUAUUGACUGUGCCAACAAUGUAAUCGAGUUUGUGGAAGUCAUUUACAACAUAUUAAAACCCGGCGGUAUUUGGGUGAAUCUAGGACCACUCUUGUAUCACUUCAGCGACGUCCCUAGCGAAAAUAGCAUAGAACCAACGUACGAGGAUCUAAUCAUUAUCAUUCGUUCCGUGGGUUUCAUUAUUGUGAAAAACAAAACCGAUGUUGUAACCAAAUACGCACAGAAUCCUACCUCGAUGCACCAAAGCGAGUACAAGAGCAUAUAUUUAGUUUGUCAAAAACCUGACUCUGUUGAGUAGUUUGCUGGAAAUGAAAUCGAACGAAAUAAAUUGAAUGCGAUAUCAAUCGUUUAUGCAACAAAUUA